CCCAUCCCACUCCAUGGAAAUCGGGAGUGACUGUGACAGAAGGAAGGGGACAGAAAGUCUGAGAGCAGAAGGAACCCUGACUGAAACUUUAUCACAUGUCCUCCAGGACCGAACCGGACCUUUAAUCUGGACAGCCAUUGGAUAACCUGCGGUUCAGAAGUGUGUUGGAAACUGCUGCGAAAAUGCGGUCCGGUUCUCUGUUCAGGCUCUGCGUGCUGUGGGGCUUUGUGGUGGUCACGACCUCCGUGACCAGUAAGGCUGCCAAGAGGAAGGUGGCAGGUCGAAGGUCCAGACAGGUUUUUGAGGCGGAGCCUAUUGAUGCGGUGUGGUCUGUCUGGGGGGAGUGGUCAGAAUGCUCUCAAACCUGUGGAGUGGGUGUGUCUCAGAGGACCAGGAAGUGUUUACCCCCUCCUCCACCUCCUCAGACCCCUCCUAUCUCCUUUGCUUCACCUAACUGGGCGGGUUAUAUCCCUGGGAGCGUAGUGGGACCAGUUAAUUCACCUGUCAGCCCUUACUAUCCCCCUCGUUACCGUGGGCAACGCCCAUCUUAUCGCUCACCAUCAGUCUCCAGGAGUCAUAAUCCUGGAAUGCCUUUAUAUAGAAACACCCCCACUGGAGGAGAAGGGCCUCCUGUUCCGGGGCAAAGCAAUAGUUUGCCUCCUUUUUACAAUUCUGAAGUGUCCCCCGUCGGCCAGGAACCUGCUUACCAUCCACAGUAUCACAUGAACUCACAGGGUUACAACCCGCCUGCACGGGUCUUCAGGAGGCCAGCUAAUCCAGGAACAGCGAGGGCUGGGGGAGGCGGGAAUAGGCGCUCCAUCCCCACCAGUCGGGAGGGUUUACCUUCGAGGAGGGCUUCCAGCAUCCGUCCAGGUCAAUUUGGGUAUGGAAAGGUUCCCUUCUCUCUGCCUUUGCAUCGAACCAACCGCCAAGCUCGACACACUGCUAACAGUACAGACCAAGAUCCCGGGCUGACUGACGUUAAAGACGACACAAUGGAAAAUGAGGAGAGGCGUGAGGUUGAUAGAGAGUCAGAGAGAACAGAGGAGGAGAACGGAGAGCAACAUGUCAGUGAAGCACCUGCUGCUGAGGAGGAACCCGUUCCCACAGAGAGCGUACGCCAGCAUGGAGGCAGGACACCCCAUCAUGAUCACAGAAGGAUCAGAGUCCAACCUCAACACUCCCCGUCACGCUCCUCGCCCCCGUCCGUCUUUAACCGCCAACGUUUUGACUGGAACUCUGUCACCGCUCCUCCUCCUCCUUCUCAGUCUCACCCACAAUCUUCAAGAAGCUCUUCUCUUUUUACUUCUCCUCUCCAUCAUCCCAACCCAGCGCACACAGAUAGGGAACCCCACCCCGGCUUCAGAUCCCAGGCCCCACCCACCGGCAGCAUCUACCCCUUACAGCACCCAGCCAUGUCUUCUCACCUGGAAGCAGAGGUCGGCAGGCACCCAGGAGGCGAAGUUCAUCGGCCCUUUAGGUGCUCUGGGCCAGAGAGGGAGUUUCGCCGCUGCUUCUCACAGGUGUGCAGAGGAGACGCGGUGGACUCCAGAGCAGAGCAGUGCACCGCCUUUAACAGCCAGAGGUUCAUGGGUCGCCUCUACAACUGGGAGCCUUUCACUGAAGCUGGUUUAGACAAGCAGUGCGAGCUCACCUGCCGACCUGCUGGUUAUCGGUUCUACGUUCAGCUGGCGGAACGUGUCCGAGAUGGCACGCCCUGCUUCAACACCAGUGCCAACGACGUCUGCGUAGAGGGACAGUGUCUGACUGAGGGUUGCGACGGCGUGCUGGGCUCCAGUGCCAUCAUCGACAAGUGUGGGGUGUGCGGCGGGCGGAACAGCUCCUGCAAAAAGGUGACUGGAAGCUUCCACAAUGUCACGGUUCCCCUUGGAUACCACAAGAUCCUGGACAUCCCGCCAAGAGCCACAUUCAUCAACAUCGCAGAGAGACGAGCAAGCCCCAACUACCUGGCUUUGCGGAGCGGCACCGGGGCGUCCGUGGUGAAUGGCCGCUGGGCUGUGGACCCUCCAGGAGAGUACAAGGCGGGGGGGACUACUUUCAUAUACAGCCGACCCAGAGCACAGGGGGGAGAGGGGGAAGAGAGAGGGGAGUCUCUGAAGGCGCGAGGACCAACCACAACACAGCUGCAGCUUUAUAUAAUUUUCCAUAAGGAGAACCCGGGCAUUGAUUAUGAGUUUUACAUCCCAGUGGAGAAGAAAGAGGGAGAGAAGGAGAGGCAGGCAGAGAGCGAGACACCAAGGGAGACACUGAGGGAGCGAGACACAGCGAGGGCUUCCCUUCGCGGUCCCCUCACAGUAUCAGUAGGAGACCCUCCUCUUGUUUCAGAUCCUUCCUACCCCUCUUUCUCGUCCUCCUCUGCCUCAUCCGCUGCCUUCAACCCCCCAUCCUUUGAUCGCUGGUCGCCUGAAAGGACACGCCCUCAGGGCUCUGCGCCCAAUAGAAAUGCCCGGAUCCCCCCUCGCACUGACCUGCCGCCCGACACUCAGCUGCCUUUCGUGUGGAGGAGAGGCGGCCUCACCGAGUGCUCUGUGACCUGUGGCAGAGGUUCUCAGUACAGAGUGUUUUUGUGUGUAAACCGCCACACGGAGGAAGAAGUACCCGAGGAGAACUGUGACUCUGCAGCCAAACCAGCCGCAGAGGAGGAGUCUUGUAACACACAACCCUGUCCUCCUUUCUGGGAGGCCAGUGCGUGGUCGGAGUGCAGCGUGUCGUGUGGCCCGGGUGUGCAGCAGAGGCAGCUGCAGUGCAGGCAGAGCUUCGGGUCUCGCUCCACCAUGGUCCACCCUCAACGCUGUUCCCACCUCACCCCACCGGACUCAACGCAGGUCUGCCAGCUCCGCCUCUGCUCCCACUGGGAAGUCAGCUCCAACUGGAGCACGUGCUCAGUGGACUGUGGAGUAGGGAGGAGGACACGGGCUGUGCGCUGCGUCAGCGAUCAGGGCAGCGUUGUGAACGAUAAUGAGUGCAACGCUCGUCUCCGCCCAGAUGGAAGUGAGGAGUGCAACAUGGGCCCCUGUGUGACCAACUGGUACUUCACUGAGUGGUCCAACACUUGUUCAGCGCAGUGCGGUCCCGGGGUACAGAGGAGAGAAGUGGUCUGUCUCACCCGAGGAGGGGUGAAAGAGGGAGGAGGAGGGGGAGACUGCAUCGCUGAAAAACCAGCAGACAUGAAGGCUUGCAACAAGGGCCCUUGCGUGCCAGUGACAAUGUGGUACAGCAGCCCCUGGACACAGUGUAAUGUCAAAUGUGGGGAUGGGAGCCAGCGAAGAGACAUAGUUUGUGUCCAGAAGUUGGGGAGCAACUUUACUGUCGUGCCACCUACUGAGUGCUCACAUCUGGAGAAGCCUGCAGCUGUCCAGGAAUGCAGCAUGGGAGAGUGUCAGCCGCAGUGGUUCACGACUGAAUGGAGCGCGUGUUCCCGUUCAUGUGGGAAGGGCAUUCAGGUGAGAGAGGUUCGAUGUCUAACAGCAGACAGAAAGCACAGCCUAUCCUGCGACCCCAGCAACAAACCAGAACAGGAGCAGAUUUGUAACACCAUACCCUGUGGCCCACAAGUUGCAGAUAAAAACUGUCGGGACCGCCUUGAUAAUUGCCUGAUGGUGGUGCAGGCCAGGAUGUGUGUCUACUCCUACUACAAGAUGGCCUGCUGUGCCUCCUGCACACAGAGCGCCCUGCGUGCUAAGAGGCACUGAGCAAACGAACCCCAGACGGAGGAAAGGUCAAAAUCACCGACCCCCAUGAAGAAUGAGUCUGCAGAAAGAGACAGCCCAGAGUUGACGUGGCAUUUACAUAACAUUUAGCUUUUUUUCCCUGACUUUUUUCAGGUAAAACACUGUGAAAACAGAUGAUUCCUUCUACUACUACUCGGUCAUAUCUGACAAACUGUAACCUUCUUCCACUGAGAUGUGUUGAGUUUUUAUGUCCAGUAAUUGAUGCUUCAGUGGUUCUGGUUGUACUUUUCCCUCAUUGCUGUGAUCGUGGGUUCACAGUGGUUAAAAUUCAUGGAGGAGAUGCUUCAACUGCUAGUUUUUCAUUUUGUUAUACAACUUUUUUACUUAGAUGAUAAUUGUAAAAUAAUAACUAU
This is a messenger RNA of Cyprinodon variegatus (sheepshead minnow), 4105 nucleotides long. It is a transcript of the gene adamtsl4, whose product is annotated as ADAMTS like 4. The record is from RefSeq and is a predicted model, not a curated record. Bases 183 to 3713 code for a protein of 1176 amino acids. Gene Ontology annotation, molecular function: metalloendopeptidase activity. The transcript has 17 exons. NCBI's taxonomy places the organism in Eukaryota, Metazoa, Chordata, Actinopteri, Cyprinodontiformes, Cyprinodontidae. Gene Ontology annotation, cellular component: extracellular matrix. Gene Ontology annotation, biological process: extracellular matrix organization.